Molecule: messenger RNA, 3128 nt
Organism: Salmo salar (Atlantic salmon)
Lineage: Eukaryota; Metazoa; Chordata; Actinopteri; Salmoniformes; Salmonidae
Gene: fdxr
Product: ferredoxin reductase
Molecular function (GO): oxidoreductase activity
Source: RefSeq, a predicted model, not a curated record
AGACACUUUGGACGGAACACAUGAUAAUCGGUUAGUUUUUGACGUAUGAUUUACAUUUGUUUCAAGUCUUCCACUAUUGUUUUGAAAUGUAAUCUGCCUUCAGGCAUGGCAAGUACCACAUUUUUCAGAAUAGCUAGCUAACUUAGUUUGUCUAAUAAUUAACUUUAAAGCUUAUAAACCUAACCAGUUGAGCGAGGUAUCUAGCUAAUCCUGUUGAAUUAAUUUGUCAACAAACGCACCCACGGUCAUCUGCAGCACUGUGGCUAGCACAUUCACGUAGCUACUACACUGUGGAUGGUUAACUAUCUAGUAGGGGAACAAUUGUACUUUUAAUGAAUGACUGUGCGUUUAUUUAAUUACUAACGCUAGCUAGCUACCUAUUUGCAAUGUACCAGCUAGCUGAUUAAUUGUGUUUUCAUUAUUGUGUGACAACUGGAGAGCACACACCGCCGGAAGAGAUGAAGUGAUUGAUAAUCCCGCCCGUAAUCCAUUCCUGUCCUAGUGCCUUGUCUAUUCUGCGUUUAACGUUAUGACCAUAGCUCAGUCUGGACCAAACUACAAGCUAGUCUCCCUAGCCGCCUACCAAAGAGACAUUUCCUGGACGAUUUGUGAAAAUGAGCACUCAUAAAGCUGCGUUGUGCAAGGUCCAGAUGUUAAAGUUAUUUCUGACUUCGCCAAGGUGCGUGAGGAUCACACGAUUCCAUGGUGUGUGUGGACUUUCCACAUCCACACCUGCCUCCAGCCCCAAGGUGUGCAUAGUUGGAGGUGGCCCAGCUGGCUUCUACACUGCACAACACCUAGUCAAGACUCGGACAGAUGUUCAGGUGGACAUCUACGAGCGUCUACCCGUCCCCUUCGGCCUGGUCAGAUUUGGGGUGGCCCCCGACCAUCCAGAGGUCAAGAACGUCAUCAACACCUUCACCCAAACGGCCCAGCAUGCCAGGUGUAGUUUCCAUGGCAAUGUGAGAGUGGGGAAGGACGUCACUGUGGAGGAGCUUCAAGAAGCCUACCACGCUGUGGUGCUGAGCUAUGGAGCGGAGGGGAACAGGACUAUGGGUGUACCAGGGGAAGACUUGGCUGGGGUGUACUCUGCCAAAGACUUUGUCGGCUGGUACAAUGGGCUGCCUAGAAACAGAGAGCUUAGGCCGGAUCUGAGCUGUGAGACGGCUGUAAUUCUGGGGCAGGGUAACGUGGCACUGGAUGUUGCGAGGAUGCUGCUAUCUCCUGUAGAUAUUCUGAAGAAGACUGAUAUCACCCAGCAUGCACUAGAUGCCCUGGCAGAGAGCAGUGUCCGCAGGGUGCUCAUUGUGGGGCGCAGGGGACCCUUACAGGUGGCCUGCACUAUUAAGGAGCUGAGAGAGAUGGUGAACCUGCCUGGCACCAGACCAGAGAUGGAGGCGUCUGAGUUUGAGGGCAUAGCAGAAACUCUUAAAUCGCUGGUCAGGCCCAGGAAGCGUCUGACCGAGCUGCUGCUGAAGGCUGCAAUAGAGACUCCAGGGGAGGAGGAGUUAGAGAAACGGAACAGGGCAGAGCGGGCCUGGGGAUUCCGCUUCCUCCGGAGGCCCCUGGAGGUCCUCCCCUCCACUGACCUCAUCAGGGCCGCAGGGAUACGAUUGGCUGUCAACCGGCUGGAGGGCGACGGUGAGGGGGUGAGGGCAGUGGCCACCGGUGAGGUGGAAGAUGUGGAGUGCGGCCUAGUCAUCAGCAGCAUCGGCUACAAGAGCCUUCCCAUCGACCCCGCCGUCCCCUUCGACGCCCGUAAAGCCAUCAUCCCCAACACUAUGGGCCGCGUGCAGCAGACUGCAGGUCUGUACUGCAGUGGCUGGGUGAAGAGGGGUCCCACGGGGGUGAUAGCCACCACUAUGAACGACAGCUUUGACACAGCCAGGACUCUGCUACAGGACAUUGGCAAAGGAACACUGGAUGUAUCCACCGUCAAGCCUGGCUCACAGGGGGUCUCCGCCCUCCUGGAGAAAAGAGGUGUGAAGCCAGUUUCGUUCUCUGACUGGGAGAAGAUCGACAGUGAGGAGACGAGGAGGGGAGAGACCAGGGGAAAGCCCAGGGAAAAGAUGCUGGACGUGGGAGAGAUGCUGCAGGUAGCCCGGGCAUAGGGACAAGGGACCACACACACAGGUCAUAGGGACCAGAGGACUCGACAGCCAAGAAGUGAAUAAGAACCACUGACCACACACACACACAACUCUGGUCCAACCCCACUUUUUAUGCCAGCUACAGGCCACGAACUUGUCUAUGGUACUAUGCAUUAGUAUAUUUUUUUUGUUUGCUAUGAUUAACUUUGUUUUGGAUGUGUUCAGAACAAGGUUAAGGGCAUAGAGCUUGUUGGACACUAAAAAAGCUUUGUUGUAGAGCAUUUAACACAAAAUCCAGGGAGUGGCCAGCUGAGUACAAGUUUAUCAUCUGCAUGUAUGGAUGAGAGAGUGUCCUAUUGCCUGACAUAUGUUGUUGAUGUAAAUUUAGAAGAGCGUGGGGCCUAGGAUCGAGCCUUGGGGUACCCUCUUGGUGACAGACAGUGGCUAAGACAGCAGAUGUUCUGACUUUAUACACUGCACUCUUGGGGUGGCAGGUAGCCUAGUGGUUAGAGCAUUGGACUAGUAACCGAAAGGUUGCAAGAUCGAAUCCCCGAGCUGACAAGGUAAAAAUCUGUUGUUCUGCCCCUGAAAAGGCAGUUAACCUGCUGUUCUUAUUUUCUUUAUGUGGGUGUGUUGGUUAACAAUGUCACUGAAAUCAUGUCAUAGGUAUGCUUGUAAUUAUUAAGGAUUGGAAAGUUUUUCAGGAUACAAAGAAAUGGAGGCAAGCACAUGAAACCUGUUUGACUGCUUUCCACCCUACACUGGGAGAUAAAUUUACCUCAAUAGCACAAUAAUCUAAAACGAGGCCAAAUCUACACUGGAGUUGCUUACCCUGACAGUGAAUGUGGCCAAAUUAGUUUUGACUUAAAUCUACUUAAAAUAUGGCAAAACCUGAAAAUGGUUGUCUAGUAAUGAUCAACAACAAAUUUGAAGAGCUUGAAUUGUUUUAAUAAUGGGCAAAUAUUGCACAAUCCAGGUGUGUAAAAGCAUUGACUCUGGGGUGUGAAUACUUACAUAAAGGAGAUCUGUAUUCAUUUA